AUGCUGAGAUUUUUGAUAUUACUAACGUCGGCAUUAUCAGUGGUCGUCAGCAGCGCGCCAUCUUCAACUUUAGAAUGCGGAGGUUGAUUUUUAAGUUAAAUUGAGUAAAACGGCGGAUUUUUACAGCUUGUAUGUUGAUAAUCGGCCAACUAGAAGCCAAAAUCGCUUUGGUGGACCCGAAAAAGACGAUAGAAUCGGGCAGUUACAGAGUUAGCCCUACUGGAGAGCAGAAAGGUCUUCAACAGGUAAAUUUGAAGUUUUUUUCAGAAAAUGUACUAUUUUACUAGGUUUUUUUGAAAUCUUUUUUUGAGAACUCUAGUAGCGAACUUUUUCAAAACUUCUAACUGAAAAAAAUUCAAAAAGUAAAGAAGCUGUAACUUGAAAUUACAUAGACAUUUAUCAAUAGAAACCCAUUAAAAAAUCUUUUUUUCUAGGCUUUCCAUUCCAAGUAAAAAAAUUUAUUUUUUUCAGCUUUUUAGUCGCUCUUUUUUUCAGCUUCUUCUCCCGCAGUCAGAAAAAUAUUUUUUUCCGAAAGAAAGUUUCAAAAAUUGUUCGGGAGAGUUUUCAAAAUGCCAUAAAAAAAUGAUACAGUCCUUUGAAAGUGUUUUUUGUUUGAAAAAUUAGCUUUUCUAAAUUUUUUUCAGGUUUUAUAUAUCAGUUUCAGAUCCCCUUGGCACGAUCGGAAUCCCACAUAAUUGAUUUGAUUGAGAAUAUUUGUGACGAGGCGAAAAAUUUCAAACGUGUGGUUAGUUUUUUUUCUUUGCUGAUUUCAAUGCCCAAUCUAUUAUUUUUGCUUUUUUUAUGUUCGUAUCCUUAUUUUUAGACAAAAAAAGAAAGAUUUCAUCGCGAAAAAACUAAAUUUUCCAUCGAAAAAAUGCCCAAAAUUACGUAAAAAUUACUUUUUUGCAGUUUCAGAAUGCUCAUAAGUUCAUGAAUUCCAUAAAAUUCGCUUUUGAAAUUGAAUUUUUCCCAGGUAAACACGCUAACAGGUAAAGCCGUCUACGUACACAAGGAUUCUACCUAUUUGAGAGGAGAAGAAGAUGGAAAAUUGAGGGCCAAAUUAUUACAUUCUGUAGGGAUUUCAAACAAAAAAAUUCUUGAAAAAUUAUUUUUUUCCUACAGUGUUCCGACUUCAUUGACGACAACGAGGAGGAAAUCUUGAAGUUUUUUUGACGAAAUCUCAUGAAGAUCCGGUCAAGGAGUUUUGUCAUAAGAUUAAAGGUUUGUUCCAGAGAAAUUCCAAAAGGUUACGAAAAAUUUUUUUCAUUAUUUUUUUACCGAUGAUUAUUUUUUUGAGUGAAUUUCCAAAUUUAUGCAGAAAAAAAUCCUUGAAUUCCGAUUUUUCGCUGUUUUUUUCAUAUAGUAAUAAACUUCAAUGAUCUUUUUGGAACUAAAUUAUUCAGGUAACUUGAAAAAAAUGUUUUUUUAUCAAUUUUUUUCGCGAAAUUUCAUCCGUAGAGCGUAGUUUUUAAGUUCCUGAGCUUUUUUUGGGGGUUUUUUCCGAGAAAAUGAAGUGGAUUCCAAAAAAAUUUUCUAAAGUAUCCUUGAAAAAAAUCUAGGCAAAAGCAAAAGAAUUUUUGAGGAAAUUUCAUGAUUUUUUUCUUUUUCAUAUCCUUCUGUUCAUCAUCAUUUUUUUAUAAAGAAAAUAAUAAUUUCACUUCAAAAAAACAUUUCUAACUAGAAAAGACCCUUUUUUUCUCAUUUUUAUAUAAAAAAAGGUUGAAAAAUUUUAUUUUUUUGCGAAAAUCAUCAUUAAAAAAUAUUAUUUACACCAAGCAAAAAGAACUUUUUCCAGGAACUUGCUCUUCGGUCGACGUUUCUCCACUCCCGUCCAAUGACCCGCCAGAAGAAGAAUCUGAAAAUGCCCCUGAAAUCCAAGAAGAUGAACUAUAACCACUAUUUUAGACUUUUCCCUUAUUUAACUAUUCAUUGAUCACUUAUUAAGCCAAACGAGGUAUAUAAUUUAGUUGUUUGAUUUUUUUCUAAUUUUUUUGAAUUAUAAAAUGUUUUUGUUCUGCACAUUUGAAUAAUUUGUAUAGGUUCAAAGGCCGAAUAUCAAGGAAAUGUGUUUUUUGAAGAAUUUGACAUAUUUUGAAGGUUCAUGACAAAUGUCGACCCAAUCGAUGAUAUUGACGAUUUGUGGAAAUGGAAGAAAAAAGUCAAAGAAAAACCUGAAAUUCGAGAAGUUUUGAAGAAUUAUGAGUGAGGAGAAUAUUCUCGGGCAAAACGGAAAAGGUUCUUUGAAAAAAAAGAGCUUCCAAGGGUCCGCAACGAUUUUUUUUUUUGAAGAUUCACUUUUGCAUCUUUCUCACAUCCUUCAAUGAAAAGAUGCUGAAAAGGUUCCAGAGAAUUCAAAAGGAACUUUUCCAUUUUACCUAUUUAUGAACUUGAAGAAAAAUACAUGGAUAUUUUUUUGAGGAGAAAUAAUGGCCCGGAAGUGCUCAUUUGUCAUGACAUGAAAGGCGGGUAUUUGCCGGAAGAAUCGUGAGUACAUUUCGAAUCGAAUCUUGAAAAAUAUUUUUAAAAAUUAACGGACCCCAGAGUUUCUCAUUAAAGAAUUAUAAACAAGGUUCAGAAAGUAUAUUUUUUUAAAUUGAUUUCUGGAUUUUUUUCCAUGGAAAAAUAGGUUAUUUUUCAAAGAAUAAUGCUGAAAACUGAUGAUAAACUUAUAAUGAACUCAAUUUUAUAGCCUUGAAUCUCGGAAUAAAGCUUAAUAUAGCGUUUUCUGACGAAAACCGUUAUCAAAAAUAAGGUUUGACCAAAAUUUCAGUUCAGGAAAAAAAAAUUUUUUUUUGGCCGUAGAGCAUACAUUACCAAAUUCCAAAAAUUUUCAAGCUGUAUGCCAAUUUUUCAAUUUAAAAUUAUUUUAUGCCGUGUUCAAAGUGAUUCCGCGAAAUGCAAAAUGACCGUUAGAGAAAGGAAAAAGAUAACUAAAUUUUUGGAGAGUCAGAAAUAAUUUUGCAUUUCGCGGAAAUUAUUUCGAACAAGGCAUAAAAAAAUAUUUAUAUUGAAUUUCAGAGCGGACGGCUGCGAAUUCGAUUCUGAGAAUCAGCCCUACAUUUUUCUCAACUGGUGGAAUAUCGAUAUUUUCUGCUAUUUUUCGCAUCAUUUUAUCACCAUUCCACCGAUUUCUUAUACGGAGCUAGCACACAAACAUGGUAAAAUAAAUAAAUGUUUUAUUCAAUUUUUCAAUUUUUCAGGCUGUAUCUCCAUUGGAACUUUUAUAACGGAAUGGAACCCGGGUUUGAAAAUUUGCGAAAAGUUAUUAAAAAAUCGAGAAUCGGCUGUGGAAACUGUCGAUGCUUUGGUGAAUAUUGCCGAACAUUUCGGAUUUGACGGAUGGCUGAUUAAUAUCGAAAAUGUCGUCAAGGUGAAUUUUUGAAGUUCAGUCGGACUGUUUUGAUAUGCUUCUUUGAUUUAAAAAUCGGAGCGAUUUCCGAAAAAAUUUUAAAAAAACUUUGCAGUUUCUUCAUUUAACUGUUUUCUUGCGAAAUUAAGAUUUUUUUUUUCCGUUUUUCAAUAAAUCAAAUGAUAUUGUCAAGGUGAAUCGAACUGUUUUGAUAACGUCCUUCGGAAAAAAAGAUUCGAAAUUCGGGGUUGGUUCAAAAUUAAAAAAAAUUUUUUAUGUUUUUUUGGAGAUACUUCACUUUACUGUUUACCUGCAAAAUUAAGGUCAAAUCGAUUUUCGAGACAUCAAUGUUGUUUCUUUAGCACUUUAUAGCUUCCAAUUUUUUUUUCAUCUCAAUUGACAUUUAACGUAUGCUGAAAACUCAAUUUUAGAUAAAUUUUCAAUUUACUGUUUUACCUUCCUAUUUUUGUUCUUCAAUUCACUGUUAUAAUCUGAUCAAGUCAUUGCUCAAGCUCCGCCCCUAAUGGUGCGAAAAACCAAUCAAAGAGCGAGCCAUACAUAAAGCGUUCUCAAAUGACGUAAUUGUACUUGAAACCCAAAAUCUAAAAAGAUUAUCCUCAUUUUUAAAGGAAAUUAUUUUUCAAUUUGUUCAAUAUUAAGAGAAUUUUGAGUUCAGGAAGAACAAAUCGAGAAUCUGUGCCUUUUUCUCCGCCUUCUACGAGAAAAAAGCGAGAAAAGAAACCCGAAUUCCCGUAUAAUUUGGUACGAUUCCGUGCUCCAGGACGGCUCUCUCAAAUGGCAAAACGCUCUCAAUGAGAAGAAUAAGUAAUAUUUUCAACUAUUUCUGGCCGCAUGUAGAAUGGCUCAACGCGUUGCGGUUUAAUUUUAAAAAAAGAAGGUUUUCUAGGGCUUUCAAAGGAGACUAGGUCUAUUAGAUAAAUUUUUUUGCUGAUUUCGAAUCUUCGCCCGAAAAAAGCCCUAAGGAAAAAUUUAUGGGCGGUCCAAGAAAAAUUCUGAAAUUUUCGGUGAUAUUAAUAUAACAAUAAGCGACUAGCUUGCUAAACUGAAACCCCUAGAGUGGUCACUUUUGCAAGCUUUAGUGCCCCCUUAUGGGGGGAUGAAGUGGGGCUUUCAAUGGUCCCUCUAGGGCCCACUUUGGCGUCUGUAAGUCUAGAACUCAAAAUUGUUCCCUCAAACCGCUUCGCAGCCGCGACGCGUUGAGCCAUUCCCCGUGCGACCAAUGUUUUUCUUUUUGAAAGUCGACCUUCGUAUUCUCAGAAUGUUCUACGAAGCUUGCCACUCGAUUUAUCUGAACUACAACUGGACCGAAAAUAUGCUCUUGGACUCGGCUGACCACGGCCUUUUGAGGGAUAUUUUCGUUGGGAUCGAUGUUUUUGGAAGAGGUUGCAUUGGUGGGCAUACCAAAUGAAUAUUAUAUGAUUAAUUUAUGUAGUAAAGUGCUUCAAUUUGUCGAAUAACCUUCUUUUUUUCUUAGUUUGAAACGAUGAUAACUUUUUAAUAAUUCAGAAAAAAACUAAAGUUUCAUUUGGCUUUUUUUAUACACAUAAAGAGUAUGAAAAAAAGGCAUUAAUAUUCUUUUUUUCGUGUUAGUUCUCAUAUCGAAACAGUAAUGUUAGGUUUUUUUCUAGAUUUUCUAAGUAACAAUUUUUUCAGAUUUUCUUUCAAAAACUCUUCGACUAUUUUCAUUCAAAAAUAUCAGUAAUGUAGAAAAGUUUCUAAUUUUUUUCAACAUUUCAAAAAAAUCUUUUUUUCCCUUCUAGAUACUCUCGGGUACGAGCGAACAUAAAUAUUUUUUCAAUUUCGAAGAAAAAAAAUUUCUUUAAGAUUUUUUUUUAGUUUCGAACUUACUAGGGAACGUUUUUUACCCCCCGGUCGAACUUUCGCUGAAACUUUGCUGAAGUGUACUUUAGGACCCCCUGAUUCCACAACAGAAAGAAAAUUUCUCGCAAUAGUUCUCGUUUUCGAGUUAUGGAGCUUCAAAAGCCCGAAAUAGCGCUUUUUUGGCCUAAUUUGCGUAUUUUGCGGACUUUGUAGCUCCAUAACUCGAAAACAAGAACUAUUGCGAGAAAUUAAAAAACGUUCCCUGGUUAGCCUUGGAAAAGCAAAAAAGUACCUGAUUGUUUGAUUUUUUUAUUUUCUCAAAGAAAAUUUUCAAAGUUUUCGAAACGGUUCAACUUGAAAUAAGUCUUUUGAACUUUCAAAAUUUAGAUUAUCUCGAUUUUCUGUGAAAGUUGGCUUCAUUUUUUUAAACGAAAAAAAUGACAGGAUUUUUCCGCGAAAUUUUUCGAUAUUCUUUAAUAAUUUCUCUUUUACAAGUUGAGACUUUGAACUAUACUGAAAAAAAGGAGUUUUUUUGAGGUGGAUUCGACAGUUGGAAGUCGUUUUCAACGGCGAAACUGCUACGAAUGUCAGUGGCGCUUUUUCGCCCCGGGAUGGGUCUGCGAAAAGUUCCCCGACAAGUGUCAAGUCGUCAUGGGAAUAAAGUGAGAAAAACGGAAAUAUCCAAAUUUUUGUAUGAAAAUUGUAAUCUUUUAUAUUUCUCUCCUUUUACUGCUUCAAUUCAAAAAAUUUCAAGAAAUAUUCUAUUUUUUUCAAAGUUCUAGGAAGGCCAGAGUGGUCCCUAUAGGGGCAACCUUGAGGACGCGUAGAGGGUCCCCUCUAGGGGCCACUAGAGCUUGAAAAAGUGGCCAUUUUAGGGGUUUUAGUUACGGCGAUUUGAGCUGAGUGAAAAAAAAAAUCAACAGAUUAUUCGAUAAAUGUUCAUUAAAUCAGUCUUCGGUCAAUUUCUACAUCCUAACAAAAUUUAGGGUCCACUUGAGGGACCACUUAAGCUUCUAUGACCAAGGGGUCAGACCUCAAACCCCUCUAGGGAACGCUUCAUGCCCACUAUAAGUGUUGUUUUCCCCGGACCCUCUAGGGGCCACUCUGGCCUUCCUCAACUCAAAAAAAUAAUCCAAACUUCAGAUUCUGGCAAAAACUGUACCCAUACAUACGUACAAGGAAACUCCUUCACACAAAUAUCGACACAAAUUUUUCCUGUGGCCUUUCUUUUAAGGUAUUUUCGUUUAAAAAUCCUUGCUGUGGUUUUUUUUUAAAGAGCAUAGCGUAAUUUGCAAGAAGGUCUCGAAGCGAAAAAAAUUAUUUUAAGCUCUAUGAGAUUUAAUAACGUCAGCAAGGAUUUUUCAACGGCAUAGAAUGAAAUCUGAUGAUUUUGGUUCAAAAAUUGAAUUUCAGAACGGGAAAAAGUGGUUCAAAUUGGCGGAUAUCCAACUUCAGCCGCAUUGUUUGAGCACGGAUUGCUAUCCAGUAGAAGAAGGACUUCAAAUCGAACAAAUUGGAAGCUAUUCGUGAGUUUUAAUGGAAAUUUUCGAUUGGAAAACCGUCAUAAAACACUUUUUGUAACUUUGUCAUGAAUUUUGAAAAAUCCCGAUUCGAAUUUGGGCAGUUUAAAGGGACAUACAAUUUUGAGAUCGCUAUAAUUCUGUGAUUUAUAUUUUUAUAAUCUCUUCCAAUAGGAAAACCGGACGUUUUUGAGCAAUUUUAGUGAUCACUUAAGAGGAUUGAAGCUACUGAAGUGGUCCCUAGAAAUGUGACGACACGUUUGAUUUGCGUUACCAAGGUCCGAGAAACUUUCAUACAUUGAAGAGUUCUGUUCUUAGGAACACCAGAGUUGUCACCAGAGGGGCAAACUUGGAGGCUCUUGUAGUUUUCCCUCAAGGGACCAUUUUACUUCUUUUUGAAAAGACACUAAAACUUGCAAAAGUAGUCAAUCUAACAGAAUUUUGUAAGAAUUUUAGUUAGUGGCCACUCUAGGCGCCUUUCGAACUUUCAAACCAGAGUAAAAAAAUUGAAAACCACUAUAGGGACCACUUGAACUUUAGAGGUUCAGGAGUAAGUAGACCUACUUGAAUGUUAGCCCCUCUAGGAAGCAUUUUUUUUCUCACCAUAGGGUUUUCCCCUAACCCCUCUAGUGAUCACUCUGGCGUUUUAGUUGGAAAAAAAAAAUCAGCUUCUCAUAGCCCUGAACAAUAUUUUGAUGGGAGUAUGGUUCAAAGAAAAUUUUUUAAUUUUUUCAUAUGAAAUUUUUUUUUUGCCCUUGAAAAACCUAAGCGAAAAUCAAUCAAAGUGUUAUUAAAAAGAUCCCAAAAUUAACAAAAAAAUUAUAUUUCGCGAGAUCUUUAUAUUAAAUUAUCUUCUAAAAUAAUUUAUUUUCAGACUUUUCAACUUCUCCGUCACCUCCAGCAAGCUAUCAGUCUCAUUGGAAACAACGAAAAAAGUCUCCUUGACCUUAAAUGGCCAGGAAAUUUUUGAAAACGACGAAUCUAUUGAUUUGGACGGCUCAAAAGUGUCAUUGUCCCUGGAAUCCAAAGAUUCUUCAUUAAAUGUAAUUUUCACUGCCCCCUCGCCCUUUCACUUACAUUCCAUAGGUGUGAUAACUCGAUUUGAAAAACACCCUAAUCAAGAGCUUUAAAACCAAAUAAAAUGAUAGAAUAAAUUAAUUAGAUAUAAUUUAUCGGCAGUUUACAUAGAAAAAGCGUCGACUAGCGCAUCGGAAUACUAUCACCACAGUUUUGACUCAAAUUUUGAAAAAUAUACAGCAAAGAAUUUACAAGAACCGUAUGUUUAAAUAG
This is a messenger RNA of Caenorhabditis auriculariae, 8001 nucleotides long. Lineage: Eukaryota; Metazoa; Nematoda; Chromadorea; Rhabditida; Rhabditidae. The record is from the annotation of a GenBank genome assembly.